GCUCUGAUACUCUUUUAUUUGUUAUAUCAUAUCCAAGUACAGUAAUUUUUCAUGACAUGUCAUAGAUCGUUAGUUAUGUUAUGUAUGGGACUAGGUGCAUGGGUUCUUGGUUUACUCAUGAAAAUCAAUCAAUCAUAUUCUUCAGCAUAGCUCUCCAUUGCCUUAAUAUUACUAUUCGGCUUAGCUACUGCAGUGGAAAUAAAUCUUCGAAACGUGUAUUAUUUAUUAUUACUUCAUCUUCUAACACAAGAAAACGUAAUAUAUCCCCAAAAAAAAUCCCACCCUAGAUGGUCGUGCAUGUGUUCAUCAACCAUCAUGACACCUGGGUAUCAAAUAUAUCAAAGAUCGGGGAAAAGACAUAGAUAA
Molecule: messenger RNA, 366 nt
Organism: Aspergillus versicolor CBS 583.65
Lineage: Eukaryota; Fungi; Ascomycota; Eurotiomycetes; Eurotiales; Aspergillaceae
Exons: 1
Coding region: 81-287 (68 amino acids)
Source: RefSeq, a predicted model, not a curated record